UAAAUUCUGGCUGCCAGACAAGGCAAGAUGGGCAGCCAAAAGCAGGGCAUGGUUGUUUGCGUCGACUUGUCCUUGUCUGUUCUGCACGCCCCAAAAGGAGCGAUAACAUGCUGCCGGUCGUUGUGACAGUGGAGAGAGCCAUCAAGCUGGAACAUACUCAAGUGCUGUCAUUCACCACGGCGACGGCAUGCGAUCCGUCUCGACCCCAGCCAGCCCGACACACAGAAAAGCCCCAUGACGAAAUGUCCGCCAGAACGCACGGGCCUCUGUCACGUGCUGCAGCCGCGCUACCGACACGACUCACGCCUAUCGUGCAUGGAGACAAUAUCAACCUCGUCCAGAACUGCAUCCACCUCAGCCUCUGUCGUCCACACGCCAAGUGUGUAGACACGUAUACAAGGAAACAGAGGCUACGAGAAGAGUACACACCUGCAACGUCCGCGGCGACUCGCGCCCGAGACACCGUCAUCAUGUCCAAGAUAGACAGAAUGCAGAUACAGGGCAUCCGAUCUUUCGGUCCCGGAAGAGGAGGCGAAACCAUCCGCUUCAACACGCCCCUCACCUUGAUUGUGGGCUGGAAUGGUUCCGGCAAAACUACCAUCAUCGAAUGCCUGAAAUAUGCCACCACCGGCGAGCUGCCGCCAAACAGCAAGACUGGCGGUGCUUUCAUCCAUGAUCCCACUUUGCGUAACGAGAAGGAAAUGAUGGCCCAGGUAAAACUGGCCUUUCAAUCCACGUCUGGGGCGAACAUGGUUGCAACUCGAAGCAUGCAAGCCACCGUUAAGAAAUCCACUCGCACCCAGAAGACGCUGGACGGCUGUUUGGAGAUGAGGCGUGACGGUAUCAAGGAAACCAUUUCCUCCCGUGUCGCCGAACUCGACAGCAUCAUCCCCAUGUACCUCGGCGUCUCCAAAGCUAUUCUGGAGAACGUCAUCUUCUGCCACCAGGAUGACAGCCUCUGGCCCAUGAGUGAAUCAGGCAAUCUGAAGAAGAAGUUUGACUCCAUAUUUGAGGCAGACAAAUAUACCAAAGCCAUCGACAACAUCAAAAUAAUCCGGAAAACCCAAGCCAGCCAGCUGGCUGUGUUCAAAGCGAACGAAGCGCAUGCCAAAGAGAACAAAAUCCGAGGAGAAGCCAGUGAGAAGAAGCAAGCAAGCCUUGCAGCCUCAAUCCAAGAAAAGACGGAAGAGUAUGAAAAAUUCGAGGCUCUGUGCAGUGAAGCUCAUGUGAAAUCUAGCGAGGCCUUCGCAAGGGCUGCCAGGUUUGAGCAGAUCAUCGGCGAACUGAACAGUAAACGGAUUGCAUAUCAGACCAACGAGGAGAAUAUCGUUUCAUUGGAAGAAAACCUCAAAAUGAUGGCCGAGACGGAUGAGGAGCUCGAGUCAAUGCUGGAGAGAUACGAGGAGCGUGUUCAGCAUUUCACCAAACAGACAGACGAGCUGAAAGGCCGCUAUAGCACUAUGCAGGACAGUCUCCAACGGAACCGCAACGCUCUUGGAACAAAGCAGAGCGAGAUCGGCAAAUUCGAAGCCGAGCGAGACCAGCAUGAUCGUAAUGUGCAGAGACGGGAGGCUCUGGUCAGGGAGGCUGCCAAAAGGCAUGGGAUUCGUCACUAUGACUAUGAUUUGGACGAUGCAAAAGUUGCCGAGUUCCUGCAACAGCUGUCAAAGCUGUCGCGGGACCAGGACAAAACACUCGAGCGUGCCCGCAAGGAUGCCCACAAAGAACUGCAGGUAGCACAAGCCGAGAUCAGUCGCUUGGGAGAACAAAAGUCUACCCUAGUCUCUCGUAAAGAAAUGGCCAAGUCUCAAAUCGCGACAAACGACAGCCGCAUUUCCGAACUACAAACCACUAUGAACAAAAUCAGGGUCGACGAUGGUGCCAUUGCAAUCUUCGAGGCGAAGAAGAACGACACGGAAAAAGAGCUGGAACAAGCCAUUGUUUCGGCGGAUCAGGCUCGGUACGAUGAACGUGUACAGCAAGCGGAGCAAGCGGGACACGACAUGGACAUGAGAAAGGAACGACUAGAAAAUGAGCUUGUUGAUGCUACCAAAUCCGCUAGCGAGUCUGCUCAAAUCGACUUCGCCCAGAACAAACUCAAAAAUUCAAAACAUAGUCUCGACACAAUGAAGAACGUUCAUUCUACUCGUAUUUCGCAACUUGUUGAUCCUGAUUGGGAGCUGGCAACGCUGGAAGACGCCUUCAAUCACGCUCUUGGUCAAAGGCAGCGUGCAGUCAAGGAGGCAGAAUCACUACGAGAAAUUGAUCAGAGCAAGCUCGAUAAGGUUCACUACAACAAAUCCACCACGGAAUCCAAUCUCAAGAAAAAGGAGUCGGAGUUUCAGAGAUGCGAGAGAACUGUUUUGGACGCUGUUAACAAGGACGACAUCGCCGACUUCGAGGAGGCCCUGAGAGACAUCGAAGAGGAGUAUGAUAUGGUGUCGUCAGAUAAAGCCAAAUUUGAGGCUCAGGUGGAUUACAUGCAACAAUGUCUUGAGACCGCAUUCAAGCAUAACGCAUGUCGUCUUUGUCGUCGAUCAUUGAAAGAUGACAGAGCUGAGGAUUUUACUAAAGCUGCAUUUAUCAAGAGUCUGGAGGACAUUAUUGCAAAGGCCAAGGGGAAAACUGCGCCAGAGGAGGUGGAGGAAUUAUUUGCUGAAGUGGAAAGUGCUCGAGACGCGAAACCCAGCUACGAGUCAGCCCUGCGUGCUCGAGACGAAGAGAUUCCUGCUCUACAGGCGGAGCUUGAGAAAUUGAACGCCGAGCGCGACACUCUGAAUAAGCAACUAGAGAAGCAUGAUGGCAUCAUUCACGAUCUUGAAACCGCCAAACAGGAAGUAGAGUCCUUAUCCAUGGACGUUCAAUCGAUUGCGAAGUACUACACUGAGGUACAGGAACUGGAAUCUCAGAUUGCUAGCCUCCAGAAAAAGCAGAAACUGGGAGGUCUUUCGAGGGGCAUCGAAGCAGUACGAGCUGAUCUCCAAAAAGUCACCGAAGAGAACCGUAGUGCCAAAGCCGCUUUGAGCAAUCUGACUAAUGAGCGAGAGAAAUCACGAAAGCUCAUCAACACUCUGGAAAUCCGCAUUCGGGAUUACAAUGCAGAUCUCACAGCCGCCCAAGCUAGUCUGAAGGAAAAGCAGGACUUGGGUGGACGUAUCGAAGAGUUGCGCACUUCCAACACAACCCAAAAUGGCUCGAUCCGCUCAGUAGACGAAGAAAUCCAGACUUUGACUCCAGAGAUAGAAACUGCUCGGAUCAAGUACGAUGAUACGAACCGACGCGGCAACGAGCGCGUUCAGCGAAUCCAUGACGAAGCCGCGAUGUUGUCAGACAGUGUCCGCCAGCUAGCCGAUAAAGAGCAAGAGAUCGAUGCUUAUAUCGACAAAGGUGGGAUGCACUUGCUGUCUCGUGCGGAAAAUGAAUUGCAACAUUAUCAGUCGGAAAUUCGGCGAGUUGAAGAGGAUAUGGUGCAGAUCACCAGAGAGGUCAAACGCAUAGAGAAGGAAUCCGGUAGCACUGAGCAGACCAAACAGUCCAUUUUCGACAACCUGCGGUAUAGGAGAGCCAACCGAGUGCUCCAAACUCUAGCCGAAGAAAUACAGCACCUGGAAUCGAAGAAUGCAGAGAACGACCAAGCACAUUGGAAUGCUGAGGGACAGCACUGGCGCGAGCAGCAAGUAGAUCUCAAUAGUCAGGCGAUUCAGGCUCGCAGUGCCGCUGAGACUACCCAAAUACAGCUCACCCAACUCGUGGAAGAGUACAAGCAAGAGUACGAGGAUGCUGCUAGGAAUUAUCGCGAGAUGCAUAUCAAAGUGGAAACUACCAAAGCUGCUUGUGAGGAUCUGGCUCGCUACGGCACGGCUCUCGAUCAGGCCAUCAUGAAAUUUCAUUCAAUCAAGAUGGAGGAGAUCAACCGAAUCAUAGAAGAGCUGUGGCGCAAUGCCUAUCAAGGCACCGAUGUAGACACUGUGAAGAUUGUCUCGGACAAGGAAACCGCUCGUGCUAACCGUCAAUACAACUACCGCGUUGUCAUGAUAAAGAGUGGAGUGCCCAUGGAUAUGCGUGGACGCUGCAGCGCGGGUCAGAAAGUUCUUGCUUCCAUCAUUAUCCGCCUGGCACUUGCCGAGUGCUUUGGCGCAAACUGUGGACUGAUUGCUCUUGAUGAGCCGACCACCAAUUUGGACCAGCAAAACAUCCAGGGUCUUGCUGAGUCGCUCAGUCAGAUCAUUCGUGUGCGCAGAAAGCAGAAGAACUUCCAACUUCUCGUCAUCACGCACGACGAACAAUUUCUCCGUGAGAUGAACUGCGCAGAAUGGACCGAUGUGUACUGGCGUGUGGGCCGCGAUGCAUCGCAGCAGUCGUAUAUUGAGCGACAGAAUAUUGCUGAGGUAUACACUCUCCCCAAUCUCCUAGAUGGGCGAUCCGAUAGGACCGCUGGUUGGAAGCGCGCAAUUCUCACAGACGAGCUAACAAUAUGA
Messenger RNA from Periconia digitata, 4478 nucleotides. The record is from the annotation of a GenBank genome assembly. NCBI's taxonomy places the organism in Eukaryota, Fungi, Ascomycota, Dothideomycetes, Pleosporales, Periconiaceae.